CGUCACUCAUGGUGUAUACAAUUUGAUGCUCCGGGAAUCCGAUAAAUAAUUUUAAUAGGUAGAUGUUUUUCUUGUCGUCACAGGCACAGGGCACUCUAAUUUUUUAACGUUCAACGUGUUUAAUAAAUUUCAUCAGUAUUUAUGUAAACGGAUUGGAAUAUUGAAUAGGCCACUUUUACAAUAAUACUAUACCCAACUGAGCAACAACUGGCGAGUGAAGAUUAAACCGCGCAAGUCCCUCUGUUCCAGAACCGCGCCCCUCGUUAGAAACUGCUAUUGAUUUUUAUUACAUACCUACUCGUGCAUAUAUAAAUAUAUAUAUAUAUAUAUAAAGGUAGUAGUAGGUAUAUAGUAAAUUUUAUAUUAUAAAAUCAAUGAUGGUGUCGAGGUAGAACGGCAACAUCUAGUGGACACCACUGGCCACUCGCAAACCUGAAACAAAUACAACAGUAUUAUGGUAAAAUAUAAAUUGCCGGUGACUGCGGUGAGAUAACGACUAAACAGGGAUCCCCGGUUUGGUUAUUAUUUUGUACGCAUUUGUCCACCGGGCGACGCCCCUAAGCAAUGACGGGACAAUACCACUCGGGGAACAAUAAAUUACUGAUAAACGACCGGCGACGGCAGACGACUACGAUCGUGACGAAAUAUUUUAUUUCCAUCUCGGUUUUCAAUUUAAAAACGUACUGGCUUACAUUUUGUGCCCGAAGAAAUUUGCUAACAUUGGUACUCUCCCUGUAAUUUCGUUCGGUAUGGUACACUCGGCAUUCAAAUGUGUUACUUGGGUAGGUAAUUAAAUUAAUAAACUAAUCGAUAAAAUAACGUUUUUCUUUCCCCUAACCCGUUGUAGGUAGUUUUACUAAUAAAUCGGGUUUUAUUUUCAAUUAAAGGUCCUACGUGAACUCUCACAUAAACUGAUUAACCAAAAGUAUUUAUUGUGUGUCUGUGAACAAAUUUUCCACCAGAAAUCUCAUUCCGAUGAUUAUCUUUGGGGAUGGUUUCUGCAUGGCGGCAAGUUUUGUCUCAAUACAAGUUGAUUGAUGCAUUGGAGAAAUUAAUUUUGUUUUUAUUUUUGUUAUAAUUUUCUUAAACAUUUUUAGGAAAAAACGGAAAAAUGUAUGCAAUGUGUGCUUUUAGAUUCUGAGAAACUUUAAAUUUUGUAUAGAUUGCCAACGAUAUUUGGCAUUGUAUAAAAUUCCUAGGCUUUAUAUAAAAAUCUAUGAUUAUACAAUAUACCAUUGUCGCUAACAAACGUCAGUCAUGUAUAUUUUAGAAUAAAUAAACAAUAUUAUAGUAAUAUAAGUGUAUUUUAUACAUUUUCAAUGAUUAAAAAUCAAACUACACCAAUAGCUGAGGCGGAUUUACGGGACUCUCCAUCCCCUUCCCAGCCGUCGAUAUUAUUUCGUUUAAAAUAGCCUAUAGUCUAAAAGCUAAAAGUCUAUAGCCUACCUGCAAGCUACUUAUGAAAUACACAGGUAUGAUUUUUCACGACACCUCUCAGAAAAAUAUUGAAAUUCUACCACUCGCUAAAAUAGUAUGUCAAAUUCAAAAAAGUUAGAAACUCUAACAUCGAGUGUGAUUUUUAUAUUUUGAUUUUGGUAGAUAUUUAUGCAACAAUACCUAUUUUUUUUUUCUACUUCGUUUCUUUCUGUUUUUAUAACUUUUACUUUUUCUAUUACCCUUAUAUGUUUGAAAUUAUUAUCUAUUUAUAAUUAUUACGUACCUACUUACCUAUCUACUCAAUACUUAUUUUGAAUUUUAUACAUUUUUGACAUUUAUUUUUAUUUGUUUUUUUUUUACAAUUAUUGAAACCUGUUUAUUUAAAAAUAAUCGUGUUAUAUAUAAUUGCAUAGGUAUAUUUUUAUAAUUAUUAUUAGAAACGUUCAUAUUGUAAUUUAUGUAUUUAUAUUUGUUCACAUAAUAAUAAUACAUAGAUUCCACAAAAAAUAAAAAGAUAAAAAGAUUUUUUACAAUCGAUCAAACUGGGUAGCAAGGUUAUCAAUAAUUCUUGUUAUUAUCAGUUGUAACGAUAUUUUGAUUCCCUCUAUUUUAUUUUGUUUAGACAGUUAAACAGUAAACACAUAAGAAAGAGAUUAAAUACUUAAACAGUUUGGAGUUUUUCUAUAAUAGAAAUUUUAAUCUAUAUUUUAAAGUCAUACAAUUUAUUAAACUACCUAAAAUUUAAAAUAUCAAACCAAUAUGGACCAUUCUUUUUCAAGUGACCACAAUGCAGUAAGUUUUCCCGAUAAUUACAAUGUUUAAUUUUAACAUAUAUUAUUAUGAUUGCUGCAUAUUAUGUAACAUAGAUGUCACAAGUAACCUUAAAUGUAAUUAUUUGUUGUUUGUGUAUAGGCUUCUAGCUCAUCAGACACUGGGGCUAGAUCUCAAAUUGGUGUUUUGGAAAAGACAACAAUUAUGACUGACUCUUAUUCACUCUUGGAUGUACUGGCUAAAUUAAAAGACCAAGUGAGAUUAAUGGCUUUAAGGGUUAGCAAAUUAGACCAAUAUGUCAACUUUGUUAAAAAUCCAGUACAUUCAGUCGAGCCUCAAGAAAUGCUUAAACUUAAGCAAAAUGUCAUUAAUGGCCUUACUCAUUUGGUGGAGAAUACAAAACCUCUUAGUAAUAAUAGAAUAAUUCAUUGUGUAUUUUGAAGUCCCUUAACUUAAUUUAAUUAUUAUUAUUUAUUAUAGGUUACCCUUGUUAUCAAUCUCUAAGUUCUGUGAAACUUUUAGAAACAUUUGAAAAAGUUUCCUCAGAAUGUGUAUUAUUAUUGAACGAUAUCAAACAAGACAAUGAAAAUAUUAUUAAAAGUACUGAUCGGUAAUUUAAAUUUUUGCAACAUGGUAAUAUAUAAUAUAAUGUUUGUUAAUAUUAUGAAUAUAAAUGUUUUUUAGAUUAAACAAUUUAUCAAUACAAAUGAAAGACUUCCAACAAGAAAUAGAGAAAAUAAUAAAUGAAAAUGUUAUAAGUACAGAAAUAGAAGAAGCAGUUGCCCUUGAAUUUAAAGAAUGCAGAUCUGAUAUGGUUAGAGGUUAUGUUUUUAAUUAAAUUUUCAUAAAAUACUAGAUGAAAAUUUUUAAAUUUUAAUUUCAGUAUACAUUAUUAUCACAACUAGAUCCUUCUUCUAAAUUGAAACAAAUUAUGAGUGUAAGUGUAUUAAACUAUGUUUUUCAUAUAAAUGACAAGUUUAAUAUUUUUAAUGCAUUAAUUUGUCUAUAGUUAUUGGUGGAGUGCAGUAAUCGAGAUGAACAUGCUUGGGUGAACAUUGAAGAUAUGCCAGAUUUAGUAUCACAAUGUUAUUUACUAAAGAAGAAAGGAUUCGUUUUACAGAAUGAACAAAAUAAAAAUCUCUUUAAGUUAAAUUUUUAAUUUAGUUAAAUUAAUUAAACUUCUAAUAUUUAUUCUUUUAAGAAAUUAAUUAUUUUGAAAUACAGUGGAACCUCGAUAACUCGAAUCGGUUGGGGGCGAAAAAAAAAUUUGAGUUAUCGAAAAUUCGACUUAUGGAAAACCUCGAUAACUCACACAUAUCAUAUAUUGGAAGCCAGGGGCCAAGGUAUUCCUUCGAGUUAUCGAAAAUUCGACUUAUAGAGGUUCGAGUUAUCGAGGUUCCACUGUAUAUGUAACGUAUUCUGAUUUUUAAUAUUAAUAAUAAAUAAAUUUAACUCUUUUAUUAUGUAUGUAUAUACCUGUAGUUAAUAAUUAAAAUAUUUUAUUUAACAGGUAUUGAUUUCUAAGUACAACUAUGUUAUUACUAUGACCUGUACAAUUUUGCUUGUGUCGGUAUUGAAUAGAAAACAAAAUUAGGUUUCUGUUUGAUUCCCAUUUCAAUCCUUUUCCCUAUCACUGCAAAUGACAAUAACUGAAAUUAUUUAAAAACAAAUUAUCUUUCCUCUAAAUGUGAUUGAUCUAUAGGAUAAGAUCUAAAGAAAUAGUUAUUAAAUCACUGAUUAAAUUUUAUAGAGCAGCGUUCGCCAACCAGUGGUCCACGAGAAAAUAUUAGCGGCCACAGAAAUAUGUGAAAACUUAUUGUUUUGUUAUAAAUAAAAUAAUAUUUUAUUAUUAUUUAUAAAUAAA
Molecule: messenger RNA, 4072 nt
Organism: Cinara cedri
Lineage: Eukaryota; Metazoa; Arthropoda; Insecta; Hemiptera; Aphididae
Source: the annotation of a GenBank genome assembly